Messenger RNA from Arabidopsis thaliana (thale cress), 1871 nucleotides. RefSeq names its product gamma-tubulin complex protein 2 (gene GCP2). The transcript has 10 exons. The coding region runs from base 111 to 1535 and encodes 474 amino acids. Gene Ontology annotation, cellular component: nucleus; cytoplasm; microtubule. The record is from RefSeq and is marked reviewed. Lineage: Eukaryota; Viridiplantae; Streptophyta; Magnoliopsida; Brassicales; Brassicaceae. Gene Ontology annotation, molecular function: GTP binding. Gene Ontology annotation, biological process: microtubule-based process; cytoplasmic microtubule organization; stomatal complex morphogenesis.
AAAUGAGUAAAGAAGAAGCUGAAAGUGUGGCUUUAAUGAGUAUAGUUUGAUCAUCCUCUUCAGGCGUAGUAGUCUCGAAACACUUAGGUAGGGUUUUACAGAGGAAGAAGAUGCCGAGGGAGAUAAUUACGCUUCAGGUUGGACAAUGUGGGAACCAGAUCGGUAUGGAGUUCUGGAAACAGCUUUGCCUUGAGCACGGCAUCAGCAAAGAUGGUAUUCUCGAGGACUUCGCUACUCAGGGAGGUGAUAGAAAAGAUGUGUUUUUUUACCAAGCGGAUGACCAACACUAUAUACCAAGAGCUCUCCUCAUUGAUUUGGAGCCUAGAGUUAUCAAUGGUAUUCAGAAUGGUGAAUACCGGAAUCUCUACAAUCAUGAAAAUAUCUUCCUUUCUGACCAUGGCGGUGGUGCUGGUAAUAACUGGGCCAGUGGAUAUCACCAAGGGAAAGGUGUUGAAGAGGAAAUCAUGGACAUGAUUGAUCGUGAAGCUGAUGGAAGUGACAGUCUGGAGGGUUUUGUUCUUUGCCACUCUAUUGCUGGAGGCACUGGCUCAGGAAUGGGAUCUUAUUUGUUGGAGACUUUGAAUGAUCGUUAUAGCAAGAAGUUGGUUCAGACAUACAGUGUAUUUCCCAAUCAGAUGGAAACGAGUGACGUUGUUGUCCAGCCCUACAACUCACUGUUGACGCUGAAGCGGCUUACGUUAAAUGCUGAUUGUGUUGUUGUUCUUGACAACACUGCAUUGAACAGAAUUGCUGUGGAGCGUCUACAUUUGACUAAUCCUACUUUUGCUCAGACCAAUUCUUUGGUGUCAACUGUGAUGUCUGCUAGCACAACAACGUUGCGUUAUCCUGGAUACAUGAAUAAUGACUUGGUUGGCUUGCUUGCAUCUUUGAUCCCAACUCCAAGGUGUCACUUCCUCAUGACUGGAUAUACACCGUUGACUGUUGAGCGCCAGGCAAAUGUUAUUCGUAAAACUACUGUGCUGGAUGUUAUGAGGAGACUUCUACAGACAAAAAAUAUCAUGGUUUCGUCUUAUGCUAGAAACAAAGAAGCUAGUCAGGCAAAGUACAUAUCAAUAUUGAAUAUAAUUCAAGGAGAAGUCGAUCCCACUCAGGUGCAUGAGAGUUUGCAGAGGAUACGAGAAAGAAAGCUUGUCAAUUUCAUAGACUGGGGACCAGCAAGCAUACAGGUUGCUCUUUCCAAGAAGUCCCCGUAUGUUCAAACUUCCCAUAGGGUCAGUGGUCUUAUGUUAGCAAGCCACACUAGUAUCAGGCACCUUUUCAGCAGAUGUUUGAGCCAAUAUGACAAAUUGAGGAAGAAGCAAGCUUUUCUUGACAAUUACCGAAAGUUUCCAAUGUUUGCUGACAAUGAUCUUUCAGAGUUUGAUGAAUCAAGGGACAUAAUUGAGAGUUUGGUAGACGAAUAUAAGGCCUGUGAGUCUCCAGAUUACAUCAAAUGGGGAAUGGAGGACCCUGGACAGCUUAUGACUGGUGAAGGCAAUGCUUCAGGAGUUGCGGAUCCUAAGUUAGCGUUCUGAACAAAAAAUAAAAACUCAAGAGUAAGUCAUAUGAUGUUUCACUUUUAACUGAGAUUUUCAGGUCAUGAUAGGUUUUCUUUGGUAGGAUCAGUAGUAGUAACGAUAAAGAGUGUUGGCAUUGUAAACCUUGAAUAGUAUUAUGAUGUGGAUGAGUUUCAAUCUAUGAGAUGAAUGUGUUUUUUUUGGGUACUUUCUAAGAUUAAGAGCACCUAAAAGUUGCAUAGCAGGAAUCUUGAAUUGUAUUAGUAACAUAUAUUCUUGGAAUCCUAUGCAUAUUGAAGUUACACCAAUGUAACAUCGUGGACCCCUCCUACCUUAAAGUUUGUAGCUGCGAGA